UCUCCUUCAAAAUGUGGUUCUGGAAACUACUGUGAAAUACAAUGGAGACUUUCUUUUUAUUUUUGUUAAUUGUUGGACUGGCAGUUUGCCAGGUUCCUAAAGAUCAAUCAUGGUACUCUGUUGGCCUGGAUUAUGUGUAUGAAUAUGAGAGCCAGGUGCUGUCAGUUGUAUCUCAGAGCGAUCAGGGGGCGGGGCUUAAGCUGAAAUCCCCAGUCCUUAUACAAAUACCCGCCCCGGGUAUGCUCAAAGUGCAGCUGACCUCUCCUCGACUGUACAAGAUCAACAGUCCUCUGGAUAAAGUCAGUGUCCAGGAUAUGAUCCCUAUGGAGAAGUGGGAUGAGCUGGUUGAUAAAGACACACUCCAUCUAAUUCAACACCUUACUAAACCUGUCUCCAUAAGGUACCAUCAAGGUCAUGUGGAUGAGCUGGUCAGUGCUGUGGAUGACCCGAGUCAGUCUGUAGACAUCAAGAAAGCCAUUCUCAGUCUGCUGGAGGUCAACUUAAACAAGCGCCAGUCACUCCACAUAGACAAAAAAGUGCCGAGCCCGGAUGGCAAACCUGUCAUGUACAGGGUCUUUGAGCCCAGUGUUUCCGGUGAGUGUGAGACCACAUAUAGACUGGAAAUUCUCAGACAAGAUGAAGAAAGGCCGGGUAUGAAGGUGGAGAAAGUGAGGGACCUUCACAAGUGUUUAGAGAGGGCUGUCCAUGUAUCUGGGCUACUGGAUUGGAAAUCUUGUGAAUCCUGCUCAAACAAGAGUGUUGUGCUGUCACCCAGCUCCACAGUGAAGCUCCAACUGGCCGGUACUCCAGACAAGUUCCUGGUUAUGGAGGCCUGGUCUGAAGCACAGUAUGACUUUGUGCCCUACGCAGAGGAUAAGGGCAUGAUUGCCACCUCUAGCAAACAAAGCCUGUCAUUGGUUGAUUCCCGCCCAAUCAGCACCAAGAUACAAGACCCGAAACCCACAAUGAAACAUGAGGAGCCGUUGAAAGUUACAGUUAAAAAUGCAGAAAAGCUGACCAUUGCUCCCAAAAAGCAAUACAGAAAUCAGGAGGAGAGAGAUGAGAUUGUAAAAAAGGUUGAGAAGUUGUUGCAUGGCCUAGAGACUUUGACGAAGGAUCGUGUGGAGGAGGAGGCUGCAGACCUACAGGACGAGCUAACCAGAAUGAUCUGGAAACUGGAGAAGUCAGAUAUUGACCACAUCCUAGACUACAGCCUUAAAAACACCAUCAUGUACCCAAGGGCAAGGAAGAUCCUGUUGGACCUCCUCCCCUUUAUUGGCACCUACCCUGCUGUUGAUGUUCUCAUGGCAAGGAUUGAGAAAGGGGAGAUAAGUCCCCAGUCAGCUCCUAUCAUGCUGGCCUCCCUUGCCCUCAUGCCUAAACCGGAUAUCUUCAUGGUGCAGAGAAUUAAGGACUAUGUAGAGAAGGCUGCCUGGAAGACCAAGAUGAUGAAGCAGUCAGCCUGGCUGUGUCUCACUGCCCUUGGACACAAGAUGACCUUGAUCAGUAAGCAGGAGCUCGAAGAAAUCUCCCACCAUGAAAAGAUGAUUGACCAGCUGAGGCAAGGAGCCAGUGAAAAGGACCUGAGAAAGAAACUUGACAUGAAGUUAGAACAAGUUAGGGACAGGUACAAACAGAUACAGGGUCUCGUCGUCACAGAAAAGGAGCAGAUUACGGAGAUGGUGAGGAAACUCCUUAAAACAUCUGAGCCAGACUCCAAACUGCUGGCGUUGAAGGUGAUAUUAGGUCUUGGAUUUGAAGAUAUCCUGUCUGAACUGAGCGAGAUCAUUAAAGACAAGGACACUGACAGACUGUGGAGACUCCAGGCCGUGGCAUCGACUCAUAGGAUAGCAGUGGAUCAUCCAGAGAAGGUGAAGGCAAUACUGCUGCCACUAUUCAUGGACAGAGAGGAGAAAGAAGAUGUCCGCAUGGUAUCCUUCCUCACAGCCCUGGCUGCUAAGCCCUCAAGGGCAGAGCUGGAGUUGAUUGCUCAGUCUCUGGAUGAUGAGCCAAGUGAAGAGGUUAUCUCCCUUGUGUAUUCUUCCCUGAAGGAACUGUCCAAGAAAUCUCCGGACUGUUUUAACCCACUAGCAAAGAACUGUAGCCUUGCUCUAAGACUCAGCAAAAAGUUUGACAUCAGCAAACAGAAGUCAAGCUAUACAUUGAAAUCCAUGUAUAGUGAGACCAUGAAGAUGGGUCACUCGUAUCAACAAAUCCUGAUUGGCUCUCCGAAGGAGUACAUUCCACGAUUCAUCUCAGCGAAAUACUCUGCUGCUGCUUUAGGAAGGUCCACUGAUAUUCUUGAGGUUGGGAUGCUGUCCAGGGGUAUGGAUUCCCUGUUGGAAGAUGUGAUGGACAAUGACAAGGACUCCCAAUUACACUCCAUUAUUAUGACCCUCCUACACCCCCGUCAUCCUCGUAGUGCCAGCGAGCCUCUUCAAGAAAUCAAGGAUAUUAAGGACAAGAGCAUGUUCAGCAUGACAUUCACACAUGCAGAGCUACACAUGUUCAGCGUGACAUACACACAUGCAGAGCUACACAUGUUCUGCGUGACAUAUACACAUGCAGAGCUACACAUGAUCUGUGUGACAUACACACAUGAAGAGCUACACAUAUUCAGCGUGACAUUCACAUAUGCAGAGCUACACAUGUUCAGCAUGACAUUCACACAUACAGAGCUACACAUGUUUAGCAUGAUAUUCACACAUGCAGUGUUACACAUGUUCUGGAUGGCAUUCACACAUGCAGAGCUACACAUGUUCAGCAUAACAUUCACACAUGCAGAGCUACACAUGUUCAGCAUAAUAUUCACACAUGCAGAGCUACACAUGUUCAGCAUUCCAUUCACACAUGCAGAGCUACACAUGUUCAUGAUACCAUUCACACAUGCAGAGCUACACAUGUUCAUGAUACCAUUCACACAUGCAGAGCUACACAUGUUCAGCAUUCCAUUCACACAUGCAGAGCUACACAUGUUCAUGAUACCAUUCACACAUGCAGAGCUACACAUGUUCUGCAUGGCAUUCACACAAAUUGGUGUAAAGCCACUGAUGCAUGAGAAGCCUGAAGGUCAUUUGUACCUGAAACUGUUUGGACAUGAGCUUAUGUACAUUGAUCUGGGAACACUCGUCCCACCAUCUGACAAGCCAUCCAUUAUGGCUUUACUGAAGGAGAAACUCAUUCUGUUGGACUCCCUUAAACAACUGCUGAAAUCUCAGAAGUCCUACCUCCUGCCUCUGCUACAUACCACGGUUACCACAGAGACAGGCCUGCCACUCUGGGUCAAGCUGGACAAGCAGGGAUUGGUCAGACUUCAUGGAGAUAUCAAUGUCAACGAGGGGCCUGCUUCCCUAGCUUCAAGCUCCUUACUAACAAAGAUUGAUUCUCUAUUAAACGUCAGAUCAAGCGGCUUCUUCGAAAUGCGAGCCAAGGUUGAAGUUGGAUUGAGACACAUUUGGUCAGGGGUUGAGAUGAAAUGUUCGGCCCAUAUGGACGCUCCGCUUUCCCUGAAAGUCAGCAUGGACCCAGACAUUACCAAAAUGAUCAUUAAAGUGAAAGACCAGAAGCCUGCACAGCCCCUGAAGCUUCAGUCCCGUGUUCACACCAUGAUCUGGAGGGACCCUUCGAUGGCUGAGUCCUACCUGCUGCCUGAUGACAGCCUGGAAAUCAGGGCUGUUGAUGGGGUUAGGCCUAAACCUGUCAUGUAUGAAAUAGGCGAAGAAAUUUUGGGCCGAAAGUUGAUACUGGAGGGAGAGUUACUUGAGAGGAAGGAUGAGUUAUCCCCCUUUGCACCUUUGACAGGAAAGCAAACCCUGAGGCUGAAGUACAAGCCCCUGAUCCCAGACGAUCUUGUCAUUCAACUGCAACAUGUCAGAGAUUCAAAUGACAUCCCAGAAGAUGAACCUUCUUCAGGAUGGUUUCCGCCUUUGAGUUGGUUGGUCCCCAGCAGCCAGGCUGGUCAGGAAGAAGAUCCAGAAAGUGACAGUCCUGUGGAAGACUUUAUUGACCUCGAAACGAAAGAUCUCACCAUGGAUCAACUUAAGAAACGAUUUAAGAAAGACGCAGAGAUCUUGAAAUCCGGACCAAAGUGUGGCUUUGUCUUGCGGCUAGCAGAUGCAGGCUCCCAGCCCAGUCAUCAGGUCCAACUGGCCACACUUUAUCAACGGGAACCAGAAGGCAAGGUGGCUUACUCUGUGGAAGUCAGACGAGCACCAAAACCAGAUGAGGAUAAGUCAUGGAGGCUUGUAAUGGACAUGAGACUGGAGCUGGCUGACCAUGACAUAAAACCCUCCGAUAUUCUGGAUAUUGAGUACCAGAAACACAUUCAACACCAGAUUCACAUGUCCAUUUCUGAAGAUGGGAAACGGAUUGAUUCAUUGCUAGAUCUUGGCUCAGACUUCAUUGACAAAGCUUCAAAACAACUCAAAAAGCUUUUGAAAAGGGACAGACUUGAUGAAAUCAUUGAUGACACAAUCAAUUACAUGAUCCAGAAAACAACAGAUCCUGAAUCUAUACACCUUCAAGAUGUUAUUCAGAAGCAACGCAGGGUGGAAAAAGAAAUUGAUGGGCUUGGUAGGAAACUAAUUGAUAUUAAGUAUGUGAAGAAAGUUCUUGAUGAAGUUACAAUGAAGAUUGAGAAAUUGGAACACAUCCUACAUAAAACAGAGGAAAUGUUGGACAAGAUUCCUGAAGGAGAUCAGAAAGCUGAAGAUGCUGUUGCAGUCUUGUACAUUAUGGACAGUCAAAAAAAGGCAGAAAAGAAAUUAGAUAAAAUAGCUAAUAAACUUGCACCAUACCUAAGUGUUGCUGAGAUAGAAGAUUUGGAGCAAAAGAUUGGUGAACAGAAGAAGAAACUUGAAGAGAUUCAAAAGAAACAACAAAAGCAUACUAUUGCUAAACAACCCUCUGAGAUCCAGAAAUCAUCCCUUGAAGUGAAUCCCGAAGAAAAAGAUAUAUAUUCACAUCUUGUUGAGGUUGAGAAAAUGCUUACAACUCCUGCUGCCAGUAAGAAUAAAGAUAAACCAAUGACAGAAUAUGAUGAAAUAAAAGAAAAGAGGAUGAAGGACAUUACAGAUAAUCUAAAAUUGUUGAAGGAAAAAAUUGAUGAAAAACUGCUCAAGGAACCAAGACUUGACAAAAUGGUGCGUGUGAAGGUCCUUGAAAUUUUACUUAAACAAAAACUUGUUGACAAUGAGAUAGAGAAAGACUUGAAAGAACUUGACAAGAAAAUCAUGAUUAGUUACAUCAGUCAUGGACAAUCUUCUAUAGAUAAUGUGUAUGACGUAGGGAGAAGGUCUUUGCUACAACAAAAGGCUGUACUGAAAAAGGCGACCAAAGAAUUGGCUGAACGAUUAGCUAUUUCCCUUCAGAUUGAAAAAGGAAUGAAGAGUCAGUUAGCUUACCUUAAAGUAGGUGAUAAAGAAGCAAUUGAUGGGCUGAAGAAAAUGGAACUGAAACAAAUUCAGCAUCUUGAAAAUUUGAAGAAAAAAGAAAUAUCCCCCGAAGAUCUCAUGAAACUAAUGGAUGACUUAAAGAAAUCUAAAGACAAAAUAAAGAAAAUAAUAGAUUCACAAGAGAAGAGUAUUAAAGACAAAGAGGCAUCUGUGACAUCCCCUGUUGUAGAAAAGAGCUUAAAAUCUCUGGUGCAACUGUCACAACUGUUAGAAAAGGUUGAUAAAGCAGCCAAGGACAAAAUGAAGGAAAAGAUGAUUGAAGGAAGACAAUAUGGUGAAGAUUAUAAGCAGAUUAAGAGGGAUACUCAAGAAAUUAAAAGUGAGAUCAAACACAUGACCAUAAAAUGUGAAGACCUGUUGAAAAUGACAAAGAAAGUGAGUAAACUACCUGACCAUGAGGUGGAUGAAAAACUUAUACCAAGGGACCAACCCUGCUCAAAACUAACCAUUUUGAAGAAGUUGCUCAAGGUCAAGACACAUCAGAUGGAGUUGACACCUUCUCUGAAGAAACUGCAUAAGCUUAUGCGUUCCCCAUCCCCAACAGGAGCCGUGGACAAAUCCACUCACUUGGUCACAGAGAAGCACCUUCUGUAUGAUGUCAUCUCUAAGCUGAUAAAGGCUCAGGAGGAGUCAGACACGAUUAAAGAUUACCUGCAGCAUCCAGAGAAGUCACAAUGUGAGACCCCUGAUAUGUUGAAGGAGGUUUCUGACAUGCAAGACAAACAGAAAGCACUUAUUGAUGAGGUGGAAGAUAAACUAAGGGAGAAGUCCAAAUCUGAUGUAUCCUUGCUUCAACCGUUGCAGAAAAUCCAGCAACUUAAGGACCAAGUACAGAGACAGAAGCAUGAUCUGGACAUUCUAAGAGAUCUGAAAGGUGACAAAAAGGAGAAAAUGGGUGAAGAGAAACAAAUGGAAUAUCAUUCCUCGAAUAGCAGAUCAAAGGACAUCUCUGGCAAGAUAGUAAUCAAAUAUGGCAAGACAGAUGAGUUGGAGAACAUGAUAACUAUUCUGAUCCUGAGCAAGAAGUCAGUGGAACAGCUAAGAUGGGAGAGAGAACAGCAGUUGCCAGGACGACAGGACCCACUGGUGAGGAGUUACCUUGACGACAGAAGGUCACCUGAUGAUGUUACCUCCCCUGUGUACAUGGAGCUAAAGAAGAAACUGAACACUAGGAGGCAUUUUGAAGUGCUUGUUGCUUAUCAGGAUGGUCUCCCUGAGCCAGUGAGAAAGAUGGUAUGGAAGAGCCAGGAGCUGAUGAAAUACAUGUACAGUGACAAACUGACCCUGGACAUGCCCGACCAGGACAGCAAUAUGAUCACGGUCAAGGCUGAAUUCAGGAUGGAUGGCAAACAUAUGGAUCUAGAGAUCAAGACUCCAUGCGAGACAGACAUCAUCAGGGACAUCAGAACCCCAGAGCUGGUGAAGGAUAUUUCCCUUCAACGCCCCAUGGAGGACAAUUUACUGCUACCACUGUUACCUGAACCUGUCUCCUGCCAUGUCAGCCCCAAAAGGGUUAGGACCCUGGCACAGAAGACGUUUGAGAAGGAAGAUGUUUCCCCAGAGUGUGAGAGGGUGCUGGCUAUGGACUGUUCUGACAGGCAUUCCCUCCUUAUCUCCAGCAAGCCCCUCACCUCACAUCCAGAGAAAAAGAUUGUUAAGAUUCUGUCAAAGUCCCGGAAGGUGGAGAUGAUUCCUGACCCCAAGUCCCUUUCCCCACAAGUGAAGGUUGAUGAUGAACCAAUCGUAAUGCCUGCAGGUCAGGAGAUGUUAAGGGUGAGCAGCCCUGACAAAAAGCCAGUGUGGCUGAGAAGACUGCCUGGUGGAAGUGUGGAGGUCAGACUGCCCCAUAGUGGUGUCUCUGUGCUCUCAGAUGGAACCAAAAUUUCAAUCAAGGUGCCCCCUAUGUUGUCCAAUCGCCUGUGUGGUGUGUGUGGCAGUGUUGACGGACUGAGAGGCCCACAUUAUGUGGAGUAUCAGGACCCUCGACAGUUCCUGGCAACCUACCUCAUUCCUAGCGACAGAUGUGUGGCUUCUGAGGAGCUGAGAAAGCACGGUGUACAUGAGGUCCGAAAGCAGGCCAAAUCAGUCCUGCCCAUGACGGCUACGGACAUAAAGCUGGUAACCAAGAACAGGAUCCCAAAGACAUGUUUCUCCAUCCAGCCAGUAUUGAAAUGCCCGCCAGGGACCCAGCCUGACACAACAAAGUCCCAGCCCAUAACAUAUCACUGCUUGCGGUCAAACAGUGACCGGGCUAACAGCUACCUGGAAAUUGUAAAGUCCAGAACAUUAGCGGAGAUUAAGGAUAAAGAGCCGGACCUGACCGAGGUCCAUUCCUUACCUGUAUCUUGUGUGAAGAACUAGGAACCCAUACACUAAUGAACAAUUUUGACUGAACAUGGAUUAUUCAUUGGAAUCAAGA
Messenger RNA from Mya arenaria, 7872 nucleotides. RefSeq lists its product as uncharacterized. The transcript has 39 exons. Gene Ontology annotation, biological process: lipid transport. The coding region runs from base 42 to 7814 and encodes 2590 amino acids. Gene Ontology annotation, molecular function: lipid carrier activity. Lineage: Eukaryota; Metazoa; Mollusca; Bivalvia; Myida; Myidae. The record is from RefSeq and is a predicted model, not a curated record.